Messenger RNA from Lates calcarifer (barramundi perch), 2509 nucleotides. RefSeq lists its product as uncharacterized. The record is from RefSeq and is a predicted model, not a curated record. Lineage: Eukaryota; Metazoa; Chordata; Actinopteri; Centropomidae.
UAGUUUCCCAGACUAACUAACCAUCAGCAGACCGCUGUUCAAACAGCAGACAUGGGACUGUGGUGUCACCACAACUCCAACCAAGAGAAGGAAGUCGUCUGUAGCUGAAGAUGUUGAUGUUGGAGCUUUUACUUUUCCACCUGUGUUUCUAAUUUCUUACCCAGUGAAGGACCGGAAGAGAAACAAGUUAAAUGACAACUGAAGUUAUCCGUGCUUUUUUGAUACCUAGGGCAAAGUGCCACACCUUCGCUUAGCGCAACAGCUCCUCGACACAGCUGGCCAAAUGGGGUGCCGAUGCUGCCGGAUGAUAAAAAGCUACAUCUACGACCCCUCAGUGGCAGUGGAUGGUAAGACCGACUCUGCAGGCAGCUCGCUCUACCAGCCCCACCACCUCCCAGGUGGGGUCCCCAUCAGUGACCCACUCAGCGGCCACAACAAGCAGAAGCAGGGCUUCCACAACCUGGGCUACAGCAAGUCCAAUGACAGUACUCUUAAACUGGAGGUGGACAACAACCACGUCAACCAGAGGUUGCAUGCAGCACCUGCACCUGCACCUGCACCUGCGAAGGAGCUGCACCAACAGGCGAGUGCACCGCCUGCUGAUCUGUACAUCAUCCAGCCGGUCGAUCAUGGACCUAGAUGGAUGAUACAGGAGAAAAGCCCGAGCCAGGUGCCGGUUUACCCCAACAUACAGGCAUACGACAACCAAAGAGGGUACGGCGAGCAGGGACACCGGGCGUCAAGGAACGGGUGGGACAGCUCCAUCACCGAGUGCGUGACCGGCAGCGAGAGCCUGUCAGCAGAUGAGAUCGAGGUGGACGAGGGCGUGGGGGGGACGCCGGAGUACCCCUGCGACACGGGGGACGAGGGGAGCAUCCUGUCGGUGGACAUUCACACCAGCUCCACCAGCCUGUCCUCGGCCGACACCAGGGACGAGCUCAGGCCGCCAAAGACUUCUGACGUUUCCACUGAGGAGAGCGGGAUCUCAGUGACUAAGAGCGAGGACGACGAGGUGCAGAGUGUCACGGACUCCAUGGUGGCUGAGGCCCUCGCUGCCCUCGAGGCUGCCACCGCUGGGGAAGACUUUGAGUGAUGGACCACUGUGCUCUCCCUCGCUCAUCAACCAAAACCAACAGACUCUGACCUGACAGAGCAUUUAAAACCACCAUGGAUCUUUGCCACAGUUCUGAAUAACACAUCUUGUGUUUUCAAUCAAAGACCAUGGUACGAAUGAAGGAAAACUCUGUUUACAAAUAAGAACAGAUUUAUUUUUGAACUUGAAGAAUUGGAUUUUUUUUUUAUUGUGGUCACGCUGACAGGAGAUAACGCCUGCCUUGUGAAAGAGGCAAUAUUUCCAAUGCUGCGAGGUUUGCAUAAAGCCACAAACAAAGAGACAUCAGUGUGUAGACUGAACAUCGCCUGCUGCCAUAUCAGCCCGUUAGUCCUUUCGAAUAUAGUGUAUUUAACACUCCACAGUCCUGAUAAGCCUGUAUAUGCUCAUUCACUGCUUUGCCAUGUCCAUACUGCGCUUGCACAGGUAUUAGUACGACAAUACAUGUUGCAUUUAUCACAUAAUUCCUUUGUUGAUGCACAGUCUCUGCCAUAUCUUGCUGUCUCUUCAGGAAUCUCGCCCUUGUUUCACCAAGCAGGCGAAAGAGGAAAGGUCAUCGCAUAUUUUUUAAAAUAUACGCUACCCAUGUUUUUGUUUUCUCUUGUUAUUUAUAAUAUCUGCACUCACAUCAUCUUUGAUUUAUUGUGAGAAGAAACUGGACGUUGCUAUUAAAAAAAAAAAAAAGACUGGAGCAGAAGAACGUGAGGGGGGAUGAGGAAACAGUCCUUAUUUACAGCUUAUCCACUUGUGUGUCAGUGAUGAUUUCAUCAGAAUGAAAGACUUAGUAUACUAGCUACUUGGGAAUUAAGAAAUUAGUUUACACACUGCUCAUGUUAUCAGACGCAUGUACUCUCAUGAUUCUCACUUAUUUCUUCAACAAUUAAUUUCUAGUUUCUAUGCACAACUUUGAGUGAGACCAUGUCAUGUUGUGAAGUAUCAGAAGAUCUAUGCAUAUUCAAAAUCUUGAGCAGGUUACCAAAGGAUUAAAUGGAACUACCACCUCUUCAUUUCACUGAUAUCACCUUAGGUUCUGCAGUUUUUCAACCUUGUUCAUGGCUGAACAAGACCAGUUCAGGUCAAAUCACCCACACACAGGCAUCAAUUCACCCUGCCAGCUUUUUUUCCCCAUAAUAGGUCAGGAUGUGUGUUUCUAGUCAGGCCUGUGACAUUAGUUCACCCCAGAGCUCACACAUAUGCUUUAAUAAUGAACUAAUCGAGGCUAGAUGGUGCAGAAGAAAUUAAGUGUGUUAAUGCUAAAUAAGCUGUUUGCUCAAUGAAGUUCUGAAUUUGUUUGACAGCGACUCCCCUUUUCAGUCAUCAUUUGCCUGCCAAAUCAUUUCUACUUAUUAUAUUUGUAUUGAAAAAUAAAGGAAUGUACUUUUAAAAAAGUUAAACCAA